CAACAGCCAUAUUUGGCCACACAGUCUUUACCAUUACAUCAACAACCAUAUUCGACAAAUCAACAACUAUAUUCAAUAACUCAACAACCAUAUUCGACAACUCAACAACCAUAUUUGGCAACUCAACAACCAUAUCCGGCAACUCAACUUUAUAUGGAUUCCUUAAUGUUAAAUGAAGCGACAUCGAAAUAUAACAAAGCA
Dentiscutata heterogama is the source of this 201-nucleotide messenger RNA. The record is from the annotation of a GenBank genome assembly. NCBI's taxonomy places the organism in Eukaryota, Fungi, Glomeromycota, Glomeromycetes, Diversisporales, Gigasporaceae.